GCCGUAUCUCCACACUUCCGGUUCCGGCGCCGCUCAGUUCCGGUUCCGGCGCGGUGCCCUGGUGACCGCCGGUGCCAUGGGCGCUCACCUGGCCCGGCGCUACGCCGGGGGGGCGGACACGGAACCGGACCCGUUGGCGAUGCCCACGUUCCCCGCUGACCUGGGCCUGCCCGAGCGGGAGCCGCGCACGAUGGUGGCCUCCUCGCAGCAGUUGGCCGAGGGCCGCGUCCCCCUGGCGCAGCGCGACUUCUGCGCCCACCACCUCCUGCGCCUGAUGCGCUGCCGCCGCGACGCCUUCCCCAGCCUGUGGCAGUGCCAGCACCUGCGGCACCAGUGGGACAGCUGCCAGCACCACGAGUAGG
Molecule: messenger RNA, 362 nt
Organism: Numida meleagris (helmeted guineafowl)
Lineage: Eukaryota; Metazoa; Chordata; Aves; Galliformes; Numididae
Gene: NDUFB7
Product: NADH:ubiquinone oxidoreductase subunit B7
Exons: 2
Coding region: 77-361 (94 amino acids)
Cellular component (GO): mitochondrion
Source: RefSeq, a predicted model, not a curated record